Messenger RNA from Anastrepha obliqua, 6236 nucleotides. It is a transcript of the gene Slik, whose product is annotated as serine/threonine-protein kinase 10. The transcript is spliced from 13 exons. The record is from RefSeq and is a predicted model, not a curated record. NCBI's taxonomy places the organism in Eukaryota, Metazoa, Arthropoda, Insecta, Diptera, Tephritidae. The coding region runs from base 811 to 5928 and encodes 1705 amino acids. Gene Ontology annotation, biological process: protein phosphorylation. Gene Ontology annotation, molecular function: protein serine/threonine kinase activity; ATP binding.
UUAAUAUCGGUCGGGCUAUAUAUCCAUAGUUUUAUACUUUUUCUCCUUAAAAUAUUCGAUUUGUCUGAUAAUUGUUUUGUUGCUCGUCUAGAAAAUGUUUUUGCUUUCAAAAGUUUUAUGAAAAUAGCAAUUGUAGUGAUAUGAAGGCUGUCUUGUGGCAUAAGAUCCUUACAUGUUCAGUGGAUCACUCGCGCUACAGAAAAGCCCUAUAUUUACAAAGAUUAGUGCGUAACGUAACUUUGGAAUGCCAUUUAUGAACACACAGAAAUACAAUUUCUCAUAAUUUUCAACAUUAAAAAGGCUGCCAACUCUGCGGUUAUUCAUGUCGCGUCGUUAAAAUAAUAUAAAGAGUUCUAAACCUACAUUCGCAAAGGCAUGAAGACCUAAUUUUAAAGCCGAUAAUUAAAUUAUAGAAGAGAGGAAACCGUAGAGAACAUUGAACGGAAAAAGGCAAACGGUGGUAGGGGAACACGUGCGUCGCACCUAGUAUUGCUACUGCUGCUGCUGUUUGCGCAAGAGAGAGGUUACCCAUUUGUUGUUGGAAUUGAGUGUAAACUUGGUGGAAAUGUUUUUGGAUUGAUAAAAUAAAAUUGAACAGAGGAAUUAGCUACUGAAAAGCAAUUAAGCUGCUUUAUAAAAAAGAAGCAAAAAAGGAAAAGAAUGAAACUACUUUUGUAUGUUAAAAGCAAAAUGUAGUGCCUUUGGAUAGUAAAACUGCUGUGUAUAAGAUUUUUUUUUUAACGUUGAUGUAACAUACCCUUACGACAUAAAAAUAUAGCUAAUUUUAAUAAUCAGUUUAUAAGAAUUACAAUGUCGUUCAUAAAUAAUCUGAAGAAGGUGUUCCACCUUGGAGGUGGGGAGGCGAAGAAGAAACGCCUUUACAAUAAUAUCAAAAUGGAUACCGACCCGGCGGAGUUUUGGGAAAUGGUGGGUGAGCUGGGCGAUGGCGCUUUUGGCAAAGUAUAUAAAGCGCAACACAAGGAACACAAACGUUUUGCAGCGGCGAAAUUAUGCACAUUGGAAGAUGAAGAAAAUCUUAGUGAUCACAUGGUUGAGAUCGAUAUUUUAUCAGAGAUAAAACAUCCAAACAUUGUGGAAUUGUAUGAGGCGUUUUCAAUAGAGGACAAAUUAUGGAUGCUAAUUGAGUAUUGCGAUGGUGGUGCUUUAGACAGCAUAAUGGUGGAAUUGGAGAAACCGUUAACGGAGCCACAAAUCGCCUAUGUUUGCCGACAUAUGACUGAAGGUUUAAGUUUUUUACAUAAAAGUAAAGUAAUUCAUCGCGAUUUGAAAGCCGGAAAUGUACUGCUAACAAUGGAGGGGGGUGUAAAAUUAGCUGACUUUGGCGUCUCGGCAAAAAAUAAGCAUACUCUACAGAAGCACGACACAUUUAUAGGUACACCUUAUUGGAUGGCGCCCGAGCUAGUGCUCUGUGAAACAUUUCGGGAUAAUCCUUACGACUUAAAAGUGGAUAUCUGGUCACUGGGCAUAACACUAAUUGAGUUAGCGCAAAUGGAACCACCAAAUAGUGAAAUGUCACCGAUGCGUGUUUUAUUGAAAAUACAAAAAAGUGAACCUCCAACACUGGAUCAGCCUUCAAAGUGGAGUAAGGAAUUCAAUGAGUUUCUAAAGAGAACUUUGGUCAAAGAUCCACAACAACGCCCAACCACAGAUAUUUUAUUACAGCAUAGAUUCAUUAAUUGUGAACUAGACGCUAAACCUAUAAAAGACUUAUUAUUAGAAUAUAAGGCUGAAGUUGUUGAAGAAGUCGUCGAUGAUGAUGCUGAGGAACCCCGCAACUCGGCGCUCCGGCUCGACCUGGACGAUGACUCUGCCUCUUUGCAGAGCCAAGAUAUUGACAAACUUCCAGGUACCCCAACAUCAGUAUCUAUGGACUCUAAAGAACCAAAUCAAACAAAUAGUAUACCACAAAGUAAACUAUCACAACAAGGAGGAGCCGCAGAUAAUGUUUCUCCCAUAUUGCAAAAAAGUCUUGAAAAUAAUAUAUCAUCUUCCAAAGAAGCAAAGGAGGAUGAACAAACAAAUAGCGUUAACAAUGCGCCAAAGGAAAAUGAUACGAGUAAGCCGCUUUCACCUGGAGUGGCCACUAAACAAGCAGCUGUUGCUACUACACCUGCUGUUGAAGCUGACAGUCUUCCUGAGAAAAGCAUUGACGCUGAGAGGAAGAUUCCCAAAAAAGAGAAGGGUAAGGCACCGCCACCUCCAUCUGCUGCUGUGAUUACAAAAACGCCAGAAACUCCAGCAGCGGUAAAAGCACGCACAGAAUCGGAGAAGCGAACCAACGACGAAUACACCCGCACAACCGCAUCAGUCAAAACAGAGCUGACCAAGAAUGUAGAAAUCGAUGUGCUAACUCCUGCAUUGCAACAGUUCGUUAAUGAACCGCAAGAACAGGCGCAGCCAUUGCCAUCACCAUCACCGCCAUCGCCGACCACAUCGUCAGCAGCGGUUUCGGUUAAUUCAACUUCGUCGUCGGUGAAGAGUGGCGCCAUGCUAAGCUCGACCACUUCGCUUAUCACCAUUAAUAGCGAGGCUUCGCCAUCCAGCACGCCAACACGUUCAUUUAACAAUCAGGCACAGCAACAAAAUGUCGUUCAUCCCAACAGCUUGGAAGCCAGUGGCAGUCAAAUAAGAGUUGUAACCAGCACGCAUCCACCAGUCAUAAUUGACAAUUCUGUGGUGCCCGCUGCAUCACCUCAAAGUGAAGUGAUAAUUGUUUCAAACGAUUUGAAUAAGAGCACACAUGUGCCAGAAUCUUCGACUGACGACGAUUUCACUUCGUUCGACGACAGUCUAGGCGAUUCACCGCUAUCGCCUCGACAGUCAUCUAUGAUAGUGGCUGUGUGUGAGAAGGGAGGCGAAGAAACGGAUAAGGGCGAAAUGAAUGCCGAAGCCAAUCAGUCCAUUAUCGGCAAAAGAUCGCGUGCACGAAAACUGGACGAGAGCGAAGUGCUAAUCGUUAGCCCAUCUUUCGUUGAUGAUGACUCUGCCUACAAUACAGCAACGGGCAGUCACGAUCAUAGUGAACACCUAAUGGACACCAGCCAUGUGUCCGUUGUGACUGUCGGCGAUGAGAUAAAAGUUAAGGACAGUAGUCAUCUAAGUAGCGAUCAAUACGAUACAACAUUAAGCAACGAAAACAACAACUUAAAUAGCCAACGACCAUUUAUAAAGAAUCACCAAAACGGCCAAAUUAUCACGGGCACACCAACAGAAGAUGUAAAUAUUAUUAUAAAUCGUAACACGCCACAAGACAUUAGUGUCGGUAAACGACCGUCACCGGAUAAUAGCGUGGGCUCAAUGGAUUCACGUACACUUAGCGAAAGCGGUUCGUUACGCUCUAGUGGCGGUGUUAUUCGACGAGCUGUAGGUUUGAAUAUUGCAACAGUUGAUCAGAGUGACGUUGAAAGUAUCGGCACCACAACUAGUCAUGAUAGUCGUAAUGAGGCGGAGGGCCCCAUAAUGGGGUCUAAGAUUCCUGAGGAUGAAGAAGUUGUCAUUCGACGUAAACAAGGACCUCUAUCGCCGAAAAUAGUAGCACCACCCGGUCCGACUAAAGAGGAAAUCGAACUGCGUAAUCUACGUAAGAAAACGCGAAAACGUACGCGAAAAUUCGAAAUUGAUGGUGUACAAGUGACCACAACCACCAGCCGUGUCAUAUACGGCGACGAAGAGACUGGACGACUUUACGAUGAUCAUGUGUUCCGCAAGCAAGAAUUGCGAGAAUUAAAAAUGUUGCAAAAACAAGAGAAGAAACAACAAAACGACUUGCAAUUGAAGGAGCAAAUUGCUAGGGAACAGCAGGAUCGUCGUUUCGAACAGGAACGCAUUUCAUUGGAGAAGACUUAUGAAGCCGAUAUGGAUACAUUGGCAAGACAACAGAAGCAAUUGAUUGAGAAAACGGAACAAGCGCAGGAACAUGAGCUACGAACAUCUUCGAAGCGCAUUCGGUCCGAGCAAGAACAAGAAUUGAAGAUCUUCCGUGAGAAUCUGAAACAAGAAAUUCGUUUGCUGAAACAAGAAGUAGAUUUACUACCCAAAGAUAAACGCAAAGACGAAUUCAAGCAACGUCGUUCCGCUAUGGAACUGGACCAUGAGGAGAAAGAGCGCGCUUUCCUAGAUUCGCUCAAAGAACGCCAUGAAUUGUUGUUGCGACGGUUGAGUGAAAAACAUCGCGAUCAUCUUGCCACAAUCAAUCGCAAUUUCCUACAGCAGAAGCAAAAUGCCAUGCGUACACGCGAAGCACUGCUGUGGGAGUUGGAAGAGAAGCAAUUGCAUGAGCGCCAUCAAUUGGCCAAGCGGCACGUAAAGGAAUUAUGUUUCAUGCAGCGCCAUCAAAUGAUUGUGCGACAUGAGAAAGAAUUGGAUCAGGUGAAGAAAAUGUUGCAACGCAAAGAGGAGGAUAUGAUUAAGAAACAGGCUUUGGAGAAACGAGCGUUGCCAAAGCGAAUUCGUGCGGAACGUAAAGCACGAGAUUUGAUGUUCCGUGAAUCUUUGCGGAUAUCAACAAAUCUUGAUCCCGAAGUCGAAAGAGAGCGACUUAAGAAGUUCCAAGAGCAAGAAAAGAAACGUUACACGCAAGAGGAGCGACGAUUUGAAAUUAAACAUCAAAAGCAACUGGAGGAAUUGCGCGCAACACGUGAGGGAGCGAUAAGAGAGCUUGAGCAGUUGCAGAAUGAGAAACGGAAAGCUUUGGUCGAACAUGAACAAGCCAAGUUGACGGAUAUCGACGAGCGACUAAAGGCCGAGUUGCGUGAAUGGAAGGAACAAUUAGUACCUAGAAAGCAGAAACUUAUCGAUACUCUUAACGAAAUGUCCGAGCGUUUUGAGAAAAAAUACGGUCCUAUACCAGAUCGUGUGCCAUUCACAUUGAAAGAUAUUGAGGUGCCAUUGCAACUGCGUGGAUUUUUCAAUGAUGCGCCACGUUCUCUGCCACGUGGUCUCUUCCUCAGCGGCAAUCAGAUGCUGCGAUCGCGCACCUACUUCUCUCUAUCGUUAGAUCCACGCACCAAAUUCCACGGUUCCACACCCGAUUUAAGUCGCAGUGUACCUACAACACCUGUAUUUCGUAAAUUUGGUCCAACCAAAGAGCGCAGUGAUAGUUUGGCACUAGAGAGAGCACCUAGAUUACGAGAGGAACGCUUCACAGAUGAAAUUGUGGAAUUGCGACAAGCGCACGGGGUACUAACGCCACGCUUUGUGUCCGCAGCGGCAACGGCAGCAUCAUCAUCAGCAGCUGGUGUCGUCAAGGUCGAUAUGCCGAGUGAUGUCGGCCAAUUGAAGGCAAUUAAUGUGCAAACUCCCACACUGGGCGCCAGUCGACAAGUGGAUUCAGAGCGACCUUUGCUGUCUACCUUCCGUAGUACAAUGCCGCCGCAGAGUAGUCACAAUAAUGAGUUGACAAAAAACAUGAAUACAAACAUAUAUUCCACACCACACGCUGAUAUUGUAAGCAAUCGUUUUAAUAAAAAAGAGAAUUUAAAAGUUGAUGAACCAACAACAACCAUAUCAGAAACAACAAUAUCCAAUAAACCAGACCUGCGCCAUCAAGCGCAAAAUCUAUUAUAUUCCUCAUCGUUUGCUAUCAAACGGCCCAGCUUAUAUGGAACGGGUCGCUCUUCGUUAGGCAGUACGCAAUCAUUGUAUGACAUAUACGAGGGUACAACACGUUUCAACACUCCGGCUGAACGCGUUGAGCCUGACGUUAGAUUGUCGAACAAGAAAGCGACCGCUCUACUCGACAGCAUUGAACCCUCCUUGCGCGCUUCAAUCAAAUUGGGUAGUGUGCAGGAGGUGAAUAACUUGGAUGAUAAAGAGGUUAAAUAUACAAUCCCCAGGAUUGAAGUAAAAGAUAAAAAGUCGAAGAGAAAUAUAGCAGUCGGUCGUUUAGAUGAGGAUUCCUGGGCUUAGAGCAGUCAAUGUAAAAAAGUGUAAAACAAAAACAGUUGAAAAAAAAUAUAGAGAACACAAAACAUGAAAACGUAAAUCAACAAAACUCAGUGGCAUUUAAUGAGAAAACGUGGAAAAAUCGCUUAGAACAACAGGGCGUGGUUUGCAAGUGUAUUUUUCCUACUUCUAACUGCAUAUGCUUUACAAAAUCGCUUUACAUAUAUACAUAUCUACAUGUACAUAUACAAGGUGGCGCAAAGCUAAACAUCCAAUUUUGUUUUUGAAUAAUUUUUUUACCAAAUAAAAAAAGUUAUCUCGAGUGAUGGAAA